AUAGGAACUCGUCUGACUAAAGAACUGUCAAUGUGCAAGUGACCAGAACUGAAUUUAAAAAGAGGGUGUGAUGUGAUUGUCAGUCAUUGCUGUGGCCACUUUGAAGGGCUGCUUCACCUUCAAGAGUGAAGAAGACUCCACCAUGGUUCCCUGUGGACCAGCCUUGACAUUUGCCCGAUGUAUACUUCGAAGAAAAAUUGUAACUCUGGACAGUCUUGAGGACUCAAAGUUAUGUCGCUGCCUUUCAACAGUAGACCUCGUUGCUCUCGGAGUUGGGAGCACUCUUGGAGCUGGAGUAUAUGUCCUUGCAGGGGAAGUAGCCAAAGCAAAUUCUGGACCUAGUAUUGUAAUUUCAUUUCUAAUUGCCGCCUUAGCCUCUGUAAUGGCUGGACUUUGCUAUGCUGAAUUUGGAGCCCGUGUGCCAAAGACUGGAUCAGCAUACUUGUAUACAUAUGUUACUGUUGGAGAACUGUGGGCUUUUAUCACUGGUUGGAACCUCAUCUUGUCCUAUGUAAUAGGUACAUCAAGUGUAGCAAGAGCCUGGAGUGGCACAUUUGAUGAACUUCUUGGGAAGCGUAUUGGUCAGUUCUUCAGUACCUACUUCAGGAUGAACUCACCUGGACUGGCUGAAUAUCCAGACAUCUUUGCAGUUUUCUUAAUUCUCCUCUUAUCUGGUCUGCUCUCCUUCGGAGUAAAGGAAUCAGCGUGGGUGAACAAGGUGUUCACAGCGGUGAAUGUUCUGGUGCUCCUGUUCGUCAUGAUCGCUGGAUUUGUGAAAGGCAACCUGCAAAACUGGAAGAUCACCGAAUCCUUUUUACAAAACAUCUCUGCUACAGACGAAAACUCUGUGUCCCAUGCUAAUGUGACAAGUUUAUAUGGAGCUGGAGGCUUUAUGCCAUAUGGACUGACAGGGACGCUGGCUGGCGCUGCUACGUGCUUCUACGCCUUUGUUGGAUUUGAUUGCAUUGCUACAACUGGGGAAGAAGUCCGAAAUCCACAGAGAGCAAUACCCAUUGGGAUUGUUGCCUCCCUACUAAUAUGUUUUAUGGCAUAUUUUGGAGUGUCGGCUGCGCUGACUCUUAUGAUGCCGUAUUACAAGUUAGAUGAGAAAAGUCCGCUUCCCGUCGCAUUUGAGUAUGUUGGAUGGGGUCCUGCAAAAUACGUUGUGGCUGUCGGCUCUCUCUGUGCCCUUUCUACAAGUCUUCUCGGAUCCAUAUUCCCAAUGCCUCGUGUAAUCUAUGCAAUGGCCGAAGAUGGUUUGCUUUUCAAAUCUCUAGCUAAGAUCAGUCCCAGGACGAAGACUCCGGUUAUUGCCACACUGAUGUCCGGUGCCGUGGCAGCUGUUAUGGCAUUUCUGUUUGAUCUAAAGGCCCUUGUUGACAUGAUGUCCAUUGGUACCCUUCUUGCAUACUCAUUGGUCGCAGCUUGUGUUCUCAUCCUCAGAUACCAACCUGGUUUAGGUUAUGAGAUGCCAAAAGAUAAUGCUGAGAAAGAAAUGUUGUCGUCCUCUGAAGGAGAGUCAAUGAUGAACGAGUCACAAAUCAGUAUCCUGCAAGACAAGAGCUCCAGUUUCCAUAGGCUGAUAAAUCCACCUAGUGAACCAACCGAACAGUCUGCCUCCCUAGUUAGCAGCCUAGUGGGAUUGCUAGCUUUCAUCAUUUGUGCACUGAGUGUUCUUGCAACAUAUGGUGUCCAGGCAAUUGCUGACAUGGAGGUGUGGAGUAUCGCCCUGCUGAUUUUGUUUAUUUUACUCAUCUGCCUGAUUGUCCUGAUCAUUUGGCAACAGCCUCAAAACAAGCAUAAAAUUGCCUUCAUGGUACCGUUUCUACCAGUUCUUCCCGUUUUCAGCGUCUUGGUCAACGUUUACUUGAUGGUGCAGUUGAGCGGGGACACGUGGAUAAGAUUUAGUAUAUGGAUGGUGAUCGGUUUCUUGAUAUACUUUGCAUACGGCAUCAGAAACAGCGUGGAAGGAAAACCCAAGGCAGCUGGGGAUGAAGAAGAUGACGAGGAUUCAGACGGCAGCCCCACGGAGGAAAAAACAGGGAAAGAAAAUGAAGAAGAAAAUGCCAAGGAAAGCGACCAUUUUAUUUUGCAUGAAAGGACAAGUGAAUGCUGAUCUGAACUGUCUCUAGAAGAUGCUUUUAAGAUGCAUCAUUGAAGCAGCAGAUUAUCCGGCUGUAGGAUAUGUAUCUCAUGCAGGUAUAUGAACUGCUCAAAAAAACGAAAUGCUGGAGCAACUGCAGAGUAGCAAGAAAUGCCAUUGUAUAACUGACUGUGGUCACCCUUUGUGCAACUACAGUAUGGACAGUAACACACGCUAUUGCUGCUAACCUACUUAACUAGUUCUUACAUAAUAAUCCCUUUUAACAACUCUUUUUUCACUGCCACUCUUACAUGUGAUGGUAUUGUAUUGUGUCCUUCACCUUUCUUCCAAAUCCACACUUAGAGCGAUAUUAUUACUAUCCUUAAUAUAUAUGUAGUGCUGUCAUUUCCCAUGGUGAUAUGAGUGUUCAUAUACAUCUGUCCAUGACCGUGGAGCUCACUAUCAAUGUGCUCACUGCUACAGGCACAAGCACACACUCACAAGGGUUCAUUUCUUCAAUAGCCAACCUACAAGAAUGUUUCUUGGUCUGUGAGAAGAAAGUGGAAUACUUGGAAGAGCCCAAACUGUCACAGAGAAAUAUGUAAACUCCAUGCAGGUAGUGGAAAUCAAGCAGGGAUUUAUGUUCCCCUCUCUCCUGCCAGUUGGCUGCUUUACUCUUUUGCAUUGUCGUAGAACCCUGUUCUCAAACUGCCACGUUCUUGAUCAAGGAAAAAUACUGUUUAAUUGUUGUUAUUGUGAAAGGCCAUUGGAAAAGACAAACCAGCUACCAUUUUAUUCAUACUGUAAAUAGGGGCUUAUUUAUGAACACAGAUGCUUAAUCGCGUGAGAAGUAGCAACCAAACAGCAGGUCUUUUUUAACAGUCUAGGGCAAGUUGUAUAACAAAUGAAAGCAAAGUAUUUAUUAUAUAUAGGUAUGCUCAAGAAGGUGGCACUCCAGUUAAAAAGAAUGUUGGUUUAUUGCAGCAGGUCACAAACUCACAUCACCU
Messenger RNA from Xenopus laevis (African clawed frog), 3090 nucleotides. It is a transcript of the gene slc7a2.S, whose product is annotated as solute carrier family 7 (cationic amino acid transporter, y+ system), member 2, gene 1 S homeolog. Gene Ontology annotation, molecular function: amino acid transmembrane transporter activity; L-arginine transmembrane transporter activity; transmembrane transporter activity. Lineage: Eukaryota; Metazoa; Chordata; Amphibia; Anura; Pipidae. Gene Ontology annotation, cellular component: plasma membrane; membrane. Gene Ontology annotation, biological process: L-lysine transmembrane transport; L-ornithine transmembrane transport; L-arginine import across plasma membrane. Bases 143 to 2116 code for a protein of 657 amino acids. The transcript has 12 exons. The record is from RefSeq and is a predicted model, not a curated record.